AAGGUGCUCGAAUAGCCCAAAUGGAGAAUUCAGCAGUGCCAAAUUCCUCAUUGAGGCGUGGUCGACAGCCGUACCUGUUGCCGCAAGAGGCCAAAAGGCGACGGCUGGAGCGCUACCGAUUGCGGAGACAAAGGAUGAUUCAUAUCGGCUUGGAGGUUGAAAGGUGGCACGAGUUGAGAGCAGAACUGGGCCUUGAGAAUAAUGCUUCUCUUGCAAAGUUUCUCCUGGAUAAUUACAGAUCCUGUCACAAUUUCAAGAAGUUGAGUUCAAAUCCAAACACAGGAGGAAAUGCUUUUGGCAUUACAAAUGAAAGCUGCACGGCAUCGUCCACAUCCUUCUCCGGAAUUCAGAGGAAAUUGACAAUCCAAACUUCAGAGACAUUGAAAAUUCCUCAGAGGACUUUUCCAGAACUGCAGUCACCUGUUGAACUAUCCCACUGUGACACUGGAGACGACAACGAUAAUGACGAAGACAGUUCAAAUUUCACGGCAGAUUCUGCAGAUGAGGCUGAUUAUCUUCUACCAGACAGCUUUGCAAGCAGCAAGCUAAAGGACUACACAGCGGAAGAGGAAGUGUUAAACUUCAUUGAUGAUGAAGUCAUAUCUGGAGAAGAGGAAUCUGUCCCAAUCCUGGUCGCUUCAACAAAAGUCAAAUCUAUACACAGGAUGAGAACUGGCAUUGUUUUUGAUGCUUGCCUAAUGUCGCUGGCCAGAAAAGCAUUCUCUACAUGUGAAAAUGCUGACUGCAAAAGCAAAGUAGAUUUGCAGCUGCACAUUGUGGCGACAGCAAUGAAAGUUAUAGGCCAUUGCAGCCAGGGGCAUGAAUCAACUUGGUGGUCUCAGCCACUGGUGCAAACAAUCCCGGCGGGCAACAUCCAGUUGGCAUCAAGUAUUAUUUUAUCUGGAAAUAAUUAUGGGAAAAUUGCACUGAUGUUGAAAUUUCUGAAUAUGCUCCCCAUUGGCCAACAAUCAUUCCUCAAAAUCCAGAAGACACACGUACAACCGUCCGUGCUGAACUACUGGAGAACGAUGCAAGCAAAACAUUUCCGGGAGCUUGCACAGCCAAUUGUGGUGAUAGCACAUCAGUACUGGAACGUCCAUGCCCUUUCAAAGAAAUAUCUGACCCAUACAAUGAUGGACAAUGCCACGCAUAAGAUCCUCGAAGUUCAAGUUAUUGAUGUCCAAAAUGAUGCCAGGAAGCUGCAAAAUUUGGAAGUGUCUGGAUUCCAGCAGGUCUUUCGCCGCUUGAUGCAGAAUAAUCUCUCUAUUUCCGAGAUGGUGACUAAUGCAGAUGCCGAGCUCUUGUCCUUGAUGAAAUUCAAAUAUCCAAAUGUUCUUCACCAGAUAGAUCUCUGGUACGGAAUCAGGGCUGUUCAUGAGAGUUUAGAAAAGGUCGCAACUCUCACUGACAACAGAGACCUGCAGCCAUGGAUUAAAGACAUUGUGAGACACUUCAUUUAUUGCUGCCAGCACUGCAGAGGUGAUGCAAAGACCUUGAUGGCUCGCUGGCGCAGCAUCCUGCAUCACGCGGUCAACAUGCAUGAGUGGCAGCUUGGCGACGGCUCCACUGCAGCCUCCUGCGAGCAUGGCCCUCUCGCAGACCAGGAGCUCAAAGGCAAGAAGUGGCUGACGGUGGGGUCUCCUUCCCACCAUGCUCUGCGGGAAGUGGUCUACGACAAGUGGCUCACCUCCCACCUCUGCUACUUUGUCCAAGCCAGGGUAACCGAUGAACUGGAGUCAUUUAACAAUCAUAUCAAAAUGUAUGCCUCAAAAGACUUCACAUACGACUAUCGGAAGAUGUACUCCAAGCACAACAGGAACUGGAGAGUUCUUCCCUUACAGGUCAAGAAACAAUACCGGUACUUUGAGGAUUUGCAAGAGAACAUUCUGAGAGCUAAGCUUCCAAAGGACACAGUUCCAGAACCACCCAAGUAUUUACGAACAAGGAGCAUGAAGCCUCAGCCUGAUACUGGGAUGUAAAGCUGGCUUGUACACAGGGGUGGGUUUGAUCCAGGGCAGCUGGCCUUGGCACAUUGAGGCGGGGAGUGCAGCAGUAGUUCAUAAUGGAUGAUAGAAACACUCAGGGCAGGUCAGGCAGCAUCAAUGGAGAGAAGAUAUUAGACCGGCUCUUCCGGGCAUCCGCCUUUCAUCUGGUACUGAUUUAUCAAUUUGUAUAGAGGCUGGGAAAGGGGGCGAAAGGCAAGAAAAUAAAGGGUUAGCUAAUUGAGUAGAGGGAUGGUCAGCAGCGACGACAGUGCAAACAGUGGUUCAAGAAACAGAGAGAAAUGUCAAGGGAAGAGACGGAGGAGGUUAGAGAAAUCAUCAUCAGUGCAAAAUACUGGCAGUGAAAUGAUUGAACCAACUAUUGUGUAAAACCCACCCUAAGAAGGCUUUGCGUUUUGGUGACUGUAUUCUUGUGAGCACGACAUACACUCCUCGGGUCAGGCACCAAGUUACCAGAGCCAUCUUCAAUAGAGUUGAGGAAAAGCAGCUACGUCAAUAUUUGCUCAAUGUUCAUUCAUCAAAAUUAGCAUCCGUUCCUCCUCUUCACCGCUUUGGCUGUCCACAUAUCACUUCUGGUGUGGGACACCAAUUAUUCCUGACAGCCAUUUGCUUGACUGCGUAGAAGGAAUUGUGUCUUUGGACGAUAGCAGGUCCACUGGCCGUGGUUGAACCCUCCAAUGGAAAGGAAAUGGAAGGGAGAUGUGUGAACAAUUGCUGGAAUAGCAUCACUCCAUUCCCCAUCAUUAUUAGAUAGGCACAAAAUGCUGGAGCAUCUCUAGAAAAGGAAUGGGUGACAUUUCAGGUCGGGACCCUUCAUCAGAUCCUGAAGAUUCCGAACUUUCGGUUCCGUCAGCUA
This is a messenger RNA of Amblyraja radiata (thorny skate), 2859 nucleotides long. RefSeq lists its product as uncharacterized. The transcript has 10 exons. The record is from RefSeq and is a predicted model, not a curated record. The coding region runs from base 21 to 1979 and encodes 652 amino acids. NCBI's taxonomy places the organism in Eukaryota, Metazoa, Chordata, Chondrichthyes, Rajiformes, Rajidae.